This is a messenger RNA of Medicago truncatula (barrel medic), 1488 nucleotides long. RefSeq names its product putative RING-H2 finger protein ATL21A. Lineage: Eukaryota; Viridiplantae; Streptophyta; Magnoliopsida; Fabales; Fabaceae. The coding region runs from base 137 to 1363 and encodes 408 amino acids. The transcript has 2 exons. Gene Ontology annotation, molecular function: polysaccharide binding. The record is from RefSeq and is a predicted model, not a curated record.
UCAUAUCAUAUAUUCUUUCAUACUACAACAACCAACUACAAACCCCUCUUCACUCCUUUUUGCAUUUCAUCAUCAAUUUACACUUUUCACUCUUCCCUUUAGUUCCCAUCCCUCUCUCAAACAAAUUCUUUAAUUAAUGGCUUCCAUAACUCUAAUACUUGUAUUUCAUGUCUUUAUUAUUAUUAUUAUUUCCCUACUUCAAUCUUCUAAAGGGAAACAAAUUAUCUGUAACACCUUAUCAUGUGGUGAUAUUGUUAUUGCUUUCCCUUUCGGUUUAAAAGAAAGUAAUCAAGAUCCUCUUUGUAGCUAUUCUACAAACCCCACUUUCCAACUUUCAUGCAACAACCAAAGGCAAACAAUUCUCAACCUCCCCAAAACAGAUGACUUGAUCAUUAAAAACAUCGAUUACAUAACCCAAACAAUCCAUGUUAACGACCCCAAAGGUUGUCUCCCAAAACGGUACUUAGAUAACAAUUUUAACCUUUCAGAUUCAGCUUUUAAAUUAAACCCCGAAAUUUACAGCACUUAUAACCUCACUUUUCUACGUUGUCCUUCAAAUGUUACUGAAUUGCCAUUAGCACCAAUCUCUUGCCUAAGAGAUAAAGAACAUUCAAACUCGUCUUCUUCUCCGGUUAUAGUUUCAUGGGCACCACCUCCGUUGUCUCAAACGUGUGAGGUGAUUUCAACGGCUUUGGUUCCGUUACCGUCGAUGGAUAUUCCUAUGUGGCCAUGGCCUAAUCUUGAAAGUGAUGUUGAGUUGGUUUGGACCAAACCACGAUGUGGAGACUGUUUACUUGAUGGUCAAGUUUGUGGGUUCUCUGAGGAGGAUGAAAAUAGGCUUCAAGUUGAAUGUUUCCCUAGUCCCUCCAAUCAAGGCCUCUCAAGAAGUGUGAAAUACGGCAUAGCAAUGGGAGUGGGAAUACCAGGACUUUUGUGUCUGAUUGGCUUAUGUUACAGUAUAUGUGGUAAGAUGAGGAGAACGGUACCACUUUAUGAACAAAGGACCUCAAAUCUUCCUACAAUAACAAUUUCCUUAGAACCUCUCCCUUCUUUUGCAAUGGGUCUUGAUGGUGCCACAAUUGAAAAGUACCCCAAGACUCUUAUUGGGGAGAGUGGACGUUUAUUGAAGGCCAAUGACAAUACUUGUUCAAUUUGUCUAUCUGAAUAUCAACCUAAAGAGACGUUGAGAAGCAUCCCUGAGUGCAACCAUUAUUUUCAUGCUGCUUGUAUUGAUGAGUGGCUCAAAAUGAAUGGUACAUGCCCAAUAUGUAGAAAUUCACCAGAGACGUAUUCUUCAACGGGUCCUUCUUUUUCUUCAUUAUUUUUAUCCCCUAAUUCGUCACCGUUGUCUUCUUCACGAUAGAUAAAUUGGUCACACUUCAAGCCAUAUAUAUUUGAUGUAAAUGUUAUAUACUGCUGAGAAUAGAGUCAUUAUAUGUAGUAUACCAUUUUCUUUUAAAGAUAAUAAAUAAGGAUGUUAGUUUUUUA